Dermacentor andersoni is the source of this 1178-nucleotide messenger RNA. RefSeq lists its product as uncharacterized. NCBI's taxonomy places the organism in Eukaryota, Metazoa, Arthropoda, Arachnida, Ixodida, Ixodidae. The record is from RefSeq and is a predicted model, not a curated record.
AUGUACACGCUGCCCAGACCUUCGAAAGAAUGCGUGCCUGCAAAAACUAUUGCCUUUCAUCUCUUGCCACGAGCAGCAACCAGGCCGGGGCUGGUGUUCUGCACAGUGAGCGAGACGUUACUCGUCGAGCAGCCCAUCACCGAGGGUAUCUGCGACUACGCGGUAUUCGCUGACCUGCAGGUGACCGAAGAAGGCUUCGAGCCAACCAACGGUCGCCAUGCCUGGGAGGUCUUCAAACGAGGCGUAUCCAAGGCGACCUAUACGGUGGGUGGUGUCAGCUUCUCCUCAGUGAGCGCAGACAGCGCCUCUGGCGGUGAAAACACAUUACGGCGUCUGGUGGCAAUGAACGCGGAGCUGAGCGCACUCGCCGACCUGCGCAUGUGGGCCAUGGGCACGCUCAACUUCCGCGACAAGCAGUGGGCCAAGGAGCCUCUUCGCGCGCCCUUCCAGCAACUACGAGUGGCACUGAAGAACGCGCAGAAAGCGGUGACGUUCCUUGGCGUUUGGCUACGGACGUCGCAAGAGGCAAUGAACUUCGUCGGCGCCAUCGGGAACGGCAGCUACAUCGACUUGGUGAUCCUGCAGACGCACGUGGUGCCCUACGAGGGCAUGACGGACCCUUGCGUUGCCUACACCAUCAGCCAUAGGAACGCAGACGGCAUCGUCCCCAAUUAUGACGUGGCGGACAAGGUUCUGGAUCGUCUGCGCGGAGGCCCACUGCGCGUUCUGUACUCGUCGACGCUGGCCGCAGUGGCAUACGUAGGCGCCAAGAAUGGCGCUGACGUGAGUCUGCGGCAACGCUUCUGCAGUCUCUCGUUUGUUGCCGAUGUGGACGUCACGUGCGAAGAGACCGCGGGCCCACUGCAGGUUACGUACGUGCCUUCGGACAUGGCCGAGUUCAUCACGUUCCGCCACCAGGACGCCGGCUACUUCGUCACGUUCGAGGGCAACCAGUCACUCAGCAAUAAGAUAUCAUCGUACAGGAACAAGCUUGACGGCUGGGCAUUUUUCGACGUACAACGUGACGUCUACUGGCCGUGUAGACGCGGAAUGCCCUACGAACGCCUCAAGCAGGGCGCUUCACUCUUGAGGCUGUGAAAGGCUUCGCAAUUGCACUUCACAAUGUUGCAAUCUUAUCAAUAGCGCUUACGCAUUACACCUAAUAAAUUCAUGAACGA